Galeopterus variegatus (Sunda flying lemur) is the source of this 775-nucleotide messenger RNA. Its product is annotated as soluble scavenger receptor cysteine-rich domain-containing protein SSC5D-like. The record is from RefSeq and is a predicted model, not a curated record. Lineage: Eukaryota; Metazoa; Chordata; Mammalia; Dermoptera; Cynocephalidae. Gene Ontology annotation, cellular component: membrane. The annotation marks the transcript as partial. The transcript is spliced from 3 exons.
ACGGACCUCACACACCACCACAACGCUGACUCCUCAGGCCCACCAAGAAUGGGCCACUCAAGGUCCCCAAGAUAUUACCUCUGAGGCCACCACCAAGCAAAUCCCUCAGGCCUCCCUGGAGCCAUCUGCCAAAAUCCCAGCAGAAGGAUCUCCAGAGUCAUCCAAAGACCCAGGCCCUUCCCCUACUGCUAGCGCCACUGGAGAAUCAGGCCCUGUCCGUGUUCGUCUGGCUGACGGACCCAACCGGUGUGCCGGCCGGCUAGAAGUGUGGCAUGCUGGACGCUGGGGGACAGUGUGUGAUGACAGCUGGGACCUACGGGAUGCCACUGUGGCCUGCUGGGAAUUGGGCUGUGGAAAGGUCCGGCCCCGAGUGGGCAAAACCCACUAUGGCCCUGGGACUGGGCCCAUCUGGUUGGAUGACAUGGGUUGUAAGGGAAACGAAGCCUCGCUGAGCGACUGCCCCUCGGGGGGAUGGGGGAAGCACAACUGUGACCAUGAGGAAGACGUGGGGCUCACCUGCACUGGAUACACAGACUAUGAUGACUAUCCCCCCUGGACCUGGGACUCCACCUCAGGAGAGGACCUUGCCAAGGGGAUCACCACAGCAGCACCUGGACACACUCUCUCCUGGGGCACCACCAGGCGCCCAGGGACUCCCUCCCCAGAUACAAGGCACCUUCCAGACACAGGUGAGGGGCAUAACUGGGGUGGCCGUAGGGACCUCCCUAAACCUCCAUUCGCCCCCCUGCAGAGCUUUCCAGAAAGACCCUUCUAA